Dryobates pubescens (Downy woodpecker) is the source of this 1656-nucleotide messenger RNA. It is a transcript of the gene LANCL3, whose product is annotated as LanC like family member 3. NCBI's taxonomy places the organism in Eukaryota, Metazoa, Chordata, Aves, Piciformes, Picidae. The transcript has 5 exons. The coding region runs from base 234 to 1469 and encodes 411 amino acids. The record is from RefSeq and is a predicted model, not a curated record. Gene Ontology annotation, biological process: peptide modification; carbohydrate metabolic process. Gene Ontology annotation, cellular component: plasma membrane.
CCCCUCCGCAGCCGCCCGUUGGACAGCGGACGCCUCGCCCACCACCCUUCUCGGGCACGGCCGCGCACCCUCCCCGACAGCGGACCGUGGGGGCGCCCCUUUCCCGCCUCCCCGGCUCCCUCCCGCCUCCGCCGCGCUCCCUCCUCCCCGCUCCCCCGCCCCCUCCCCCGGCAGCUCCCCGCUCGCUCCCUCCCGCCGCUCCCCGCUGCGCAGAGCGCCGCGCCGGCGGGGGCAUGGAGAGCCAGCGCUGCUUCGCCAACCGCUUCGAUGACUACCCGGGCAGCCCGGCGGCGGCGCCGGACAGGGAGGCGGCGGUGCCGUUGGUGACGGCCACCAUCGAGCGCAUCCUGCGGGAGCUGCCGCCCCUGGGCGGCCCCCGCGGCUGCCAGGGCGGGCUAUACGGCGGCGUGGCCGGCGUGGCCUACAUGCUCUACCACGUCGCGCAGUGCCCGCUCUUCGCGCCGUCGCGGGAGGCCUACCUGCGGGCGGCCCGCCGCGUCGUGGACGCCUGCCUGCUUUACCAGGAGGGCAACGGCGAGGCCGACGCCGACACCCGCGCCGCCUUUUUGCUGGGCGGCGCCGGGGUGUACGCGGUGGCGGCACUGGUCUACCGCGCCCUAGGGCUGCCCGACUUCGCCCGGCCGCUGGACAAGUUCCGAGAGCUGAGCGAGGUCUGCGCCCCGCUCUCCUUCCUCGAGUGCGGCUCCGACGAGCUCUUCGUCGGCCGUGCCGGAUACCUGUGCGCCGCCCUGGUGCUGAAGCAGCGGCUAGGCAUGGAGGUGCUGACCCCAGCACAAAUAAAAUCGAUUUGCCUGGCCAUACUAGAAUCAGGAAAGCAGUAUGCAGUGAAGAAGAGGAAACCAAUCCCACUCAUGUAUUCUUACUAUGGAACAGAGUAUCUUGGUGCAGCACAUGGGCUUUCAUCAAUCCUUCAGAUGCUGCUUUCUUACUAUGAGUACCUGCAGCCAGCAGAUCAGGAGCUUGUGUGGCAGAGUGUUGAUUUUCUUAUGGACCAAGAACAGAACAGCAACUGGCCUCCUGAGCUGGGAGAGACUAUUGAACGGGAGAAUGAGCUUGUACACUGGUGUCAUGGAGCUCCAGGCAUUGCCUAUCUGUUUGCCAAAGCCUACCUGGUUUCCAAGAAGCCUCAAUAUCUGGACACUUGUAUCCGCUGUGGAGAGCUAACUUGGCAGAAAGGCCUGCUGAAGAAGGGACCUGGAAUCUGCCAUGGCGUGGCUGGUAGUGCUUAUGUGUUCCUGCUGCUGUAUAGGCUCACUGGAAACUCAAAAUACAUAUACAGGGCACAGAGGUUUGCAGAGUUCUUAUUUACAGAAGAAUUUAAAGCUGGCUCCCGGGCAUUAGAAAGUGUAUAUAGUCUGUAUGAAGGCUUCUCAGGAACUGUGUGUUUCCUGGCUGACUUGCUGCAACCCAAUCAAGCUGAGUUUCCUCUCUUCAGUGUCUUCGUCUAGAGAGUAACAUUCUGCAGGGCCACAUCUUAGUGGCGGUGGGAGAGGGAACUGUGGUUUUACUUAUUUGUCAAGAGAGGCUAUUUACAAAACAAGCCAGUGGUACCACUAACGCUAGCCUUAACAUAGCUGGGAGUCAGGUGAAAAAGAAAAUACAUUAGGGCUUUGGGAGGGAAGUGUGUGGUCAAAA